CUUUUCCAGCUGUGGAAGAAGAAGCUGGUGGUGCUGACCAAGGACAGCCUCAGCCUCUUCCCCGACGGGCACAAGCGGGCCAAGGGCAAGGAGCUGGGCUUCGGCUCCAUCCUCAAGGUGGACUGCGUGGAGCGCACGGGCAAGUACAUCUACUUCACCAUCGUCACCAAGGACCGCAAGGAGAUUGACUUUCGGUGCCCGGACCAG
Molecule: messenger RNA, 207 nt
Organism: Pygoscelis adeliae (Adelie penguin)
Lineage: Eukaryota; Metazoa; Chordata; Aves; Sphenisciformes; Spheniscidae
Gene: PHLDA2
Product: pleckstrin homology-like domain, family A, member 2
Exons: 1
Biological process (GO): positive regulation of apoptotic process
Molecular function (GO): phosphatidylinositol phosphate binding
Source: RefSeq, a predicted model, not a curated record